Messenger RNA from Effrenium voratum, 1707 nucleotides. NCBI's taxonomy places the organism in Eukaryota, Dinophyceae, Suessiales, Symbiodiniaceae. The record is from the annotation of a GenBank genome assembly.
AUGGCUGUUUGGCUCCACAGCUUGAGUGAUGCGCGCGCCUUGUUUUUAGAGUCGGCGUUUGCCUUCAUGGGAAGGUGGCGAAAUAAAGCCUCCCAGAAGGACAGGAAUGAUAGGAACGUGAAGGAGAGCUCCGGCCUUGAAUGCCUGGAUGGAGACUGUGCCGCAUGGGUUUCGAGGAUCAGCAUCGACCCUGCUCUGGCGCUGUUGACGAUUAGCAUGUCAAAGAUUGGACUAUCAGACGCUGACAUGGAACGCUGGUGCGCUUGGUUUCGAAACUACCUGCCUCGCCGCAAGGGCAGCGGCAAGCUGCAGUUCGGGCAAGUCGACUUUGCUGAGAACAGGUUGACCGCCGCUGGCAUCGGCCAACUUUUUUCGACGCUGGCUGAUUUGCAGAUCCCAGUUCAAGUGCUGAAGCUUCACCACAACAGAAUCGCAGAAGGCUCCAGCGUCGCAGCAUAUUUGCAGCUGAGUGGGCUACACGAGCUGCACCUCUCCCACAAUGAGCUGGACGCAGAGGCAUCUGCCAGCAUUGUUGCCGCCGCAGUGAGGGCCAGAGACAGCUUCGGCGCUUUGUCCUACCCGAGACGGGUCGGAAAAGGACACCUGGCCCCUCUGUGGGUGCGGCUGGAGCAAAACUUCAUCGAUCACGGAGCCUUCGCGAAGAUCUUGGAAGCCAAGCUGGGCGACCGGGGCAUGCGAACCUAUUGCGACGCGCGCAGCAAAUGGUGUACGCCGCACAGCUGCGUUCAGCAGGCAGCUCUCUCAGUGCACUUGAAGAAUCUGGUGCAGCAGCGGCGUCCCCCAGGGGGCAGAUCCGACUCUUUGGAUUCCACGGGACCGUGGCAAAUAGAUGGCCCGGAAGUCGCGCAGAUCCUUCGCUUUGACUGGGAGAAGGGAGCUUGGGUACCUGACGUCAUAGAAGUUCUUCCACCAGAGCUGGGAGAAACUGACGAUUUGUCACAGGGGCUCAAGGCGCUCAUUGGCAUGGGCAGCGUGCCAGGCCGCGAUGCGGAGAACACUCGGGUUCUCAGCCAGGAGGUUGGUCAGACCAUCGGGGCCGAUCUCCUGCGAUCGCUGCGCGGGGGGCGGGGCCAAGCUCAGACCGUCGAAAGGGCCGUCGAGGUCAAGGAGGUCGAGACCAAAGCCGUGGAAGCAAAGGCUGCAAAGGCUGCAAAGGCUGCAAAGGCUGACGACGCCGACAGUGCACUGCGGAUCGAGGCACCGGAAUUCCAGCCUGGAGCCAGGUGUUUUCUGUCAGAUGCCUGCAAAGAGCCGCCAGAAGACUUGCCCAUCGAAGAACUCUGGGCAAGUACUAAUACUUCUGCUGGUGCAUCCGAUGCCACAGAGAAUUCGGAAGCCACCGGUGCAGAUGUUGCAGAGUCUCCGAAUCCAACCCCAGACAGUUUGUCCUGCGAGUGCAAUUCUGCAAACCCUGGGUCUGCAGAGAAGGAGGAUGAGGAGACAGGCACUGAGUCCGAGUGGACUGCCGUAUCCAAUCCAGAUGUGGAUACGCAUGAGGAGCACGGCCAACAGAUUCGGAAAUAUGCCGCUCAACAGCGAGAUCGGCCGGAACGCGUUGCGCACGUGCAUGAAGUCUUCAACCUUCGCGAAGCAGAGGGGGAUGACGUGCUGGACGUAUGGAGGCUGCAGCCGCCGGAAGAAAGCUCCGAACCGUCGGAUCGGCUGGGGCAAUGCUGCACAAUGUAA